Symbiodinium sp. CCMP2592 is the source of this 4026-nucleotide messenger RNA. The record is from the annotation of a GenBank genome assembly. Lineage: Eukaryota; Dinophyceae; Suessiales; Symbiodiniaceae.
AUGGCCUUGAUGAAGUCUGGCAAGAGCACGUUGCUCAAUGCCAUGAUCGGCCAGGAGUUCUGCCCAGCCACCGUAGAACCUCAGACUGCUGCAUUGCUCCGCAUCCAGCAUGACCCAGAUUUCCCGGAGGGGAAGCUGACCGAUGCCAAUGGGAUCACCAUCGCGGAGGGCCGCGAGCAGAUCUUGAACACGAUCAUGGCCGCCAAUGCUGAACGUCGGAAUGCAGUACAGCAAGACAUGGCAAGCCCGCUGCAUGCAGCUGUGCAGCAAGACACCCCAGCCGUCGUGCCCUCGCCGCUGCUGGAGGGAACUUACAGCACAGUCGCCGAGGUCAGCAAAUGGCGGAUUGUCGUCUCCAUUCACCGCCUGCCAUACCAGCCCGGGUUGUUUGUGGUUGUUCUUUCGCACUUCUGCAACACAAGGUCCUGCAGUCCAGUUCAGUACCUUGGCCUGAUUCGGGACGCUGAGAAGACUUCAUGUGUGGCAAAUGUACAGUGUUUGCCAGAUGGGCGGAACAAGCGUUUGGAGCUAUGGCUUUGGUUUUCGCAUUGUGGCCUUGACUUCCAGCUUCAGCAAGUGGCCCCUGAUGGGACGAAUUAUGUGCUGAUCCCGCGGCAGUCAGCUCUGCUUCAAGAAGCGCCACCUCGUUUGCUGCGCGCUAGGUGUACCAACGGGGGCUUGGCGUCCUGUUGCUCUUUGACAAAAGGUGUGAAACGACGCACAGACGAUUGUGAGGAAGGCUACUGCGAGGUAGGCAGUGAGUUUGUCGUUCGUGCACUUUUCCCUCGGAGAGGCUGCAGCUGGCUUUUGAUGGAUCAUGAAGGCUAUUGGCUGGAACUCCAUAGCAGCACGAAGCAGCUGCAAUUCCAGUUCUUGCAUGGUGAUCACACGGCCAUUGUGCCUGGUGAGCAAGUCCUAGUACGUUGCGACAGCCGUGAUCACUCAGCAACUGUCGUGCAUGUGGCCUGGACUGGUGUGAAGCCCCUUUACACAGUAAGGCUAAGCUCGUCCCCAGAAAAUGAGCCUGUGCGUGUUGACGAAGUGCAUCUUGCGACGGAGCAGUUGUCUGCCACUGAAGACAGUCGAACCAGUGCAACAUGGCAAGCAGCAGAUGAUGACAGCGAUGAGCUCGUAAAGGCCAGCAUGGAGUUCAUCACGAGCACCAAUGCUUUCACUCUCUUCGUUCCCGUCGAGUCAUUCGCUGCCUGCUCGGGCUUGGAUGCGGCAGGUCUGAUCCUCAUGGAUACUCCGGGCCCGAAUGAAGCUCAUGUCGGCUUGAAGAUGGACCUCAAAGUUGCCCUUGCUGCUGCCGACGUUGUCAUCUACCUCAUUGACUAUACAAAGCUUGGCACCAAAGACGAGGUGGAGUUGCUGACGGAAAUCUGUGAGGAGUGUGGUGACAUGCUUGUAAAGGACCCAUCUCGCUUCUGGUUCGUAUUGAACAAGGUCGAUGCCAGGAAGGCGGGGGAGAAUGUAGACACAAUACGCAGAACGGUCGCAAGAAAGAUGAGCUCUUUGCGAAACGCCGUCACGGUUUCGGCGAGGCAAAUCUUGCCAAUCUCUGCGCAGGGUGCUUAUUUGGCACGCCAGGCUUCUAACUCCAGGUGGGAGAUUGACAUGGGCUUCCGGAACGAGUUUGAGGCAAGAGCCGUUGGGACGGCAUCUGCAGAGGCAUUCAAACCAAUGUUCAGUGAGGAGGAGUAUUGGAAGUUUGUGCAAGAGAAGUUCCCGCCUGCGUUGCUGGCGCAGUCAAACUUUGCUUGCUUCGAAGAGCAUGUGUUGGUGAGAGUUGCUCAAUCGAAAGACCGCAUCAUGAGGGAAAAGUUCUGCGAAGCAGCGCAGGCACUUCUUACAAGCAUGCAGAACUCUGCCAAGUUGACAUUGGCAACUCUUCAGGAUGCAGGCGUUGAGAUCCACCAGCAGAGGCUGAAAGCCGUCGAGCUAAGCGACGGUCUGCACAGGCGACUGCAAGACAUGGAGGGUACCAUUUAUAGCGCCACGCCCGAAGAACCGUUCGUGAGGCUCAUAGAGGACCAUUUCGAGAAGUUGAAGAACCAGGCGUUAACCAUGAUUCGGAGUCUCUUCGGUGGCUCGCGUGAGACGACAAAGGGAUUGAAGUUCUGGUUGGAUGUCGUAGACAAGGACAAGACGUGGCAUGCUCAGGUACGUCAGAAGUUCAACAAUCGUGAAGAUGCUAAUUCGUUUGUUGAUCGUGAAUUCGAGAAGUUUGUGGAAGUCUUGGACAAGUUCUUUCAGACCUCCAACCAGGAGAUUGUGACGCAGCUCAACGAUGCAAGUGCACAACUUCAGAAAGAUAUCUUGCAGGCUGCUCAGCCUAUCAUCAACCUGGUGGUUAAGCAAGCGGGUGACGUGCUGAAUUUGACUUUGCAAGAGGAGAGCCUCUCAUUCAGCGACAUUCUCACCACCGAUGUUGAAGGAUUGUUGGAACAGGGGCUCACUGCAGGCAGUGGUGUUCAGAUCAGCGUUCACAAACAGCAGCACCAGAAUGUACGCCUUGUCACAAGGACAUGGUACUUUCUGGAUCACUUCCUUCUUUGCCCGCAAGAGUUGGAGCGUGCUUGGGCCGAACGAGUCAAGAAGCUUCUCUACAAGAUGGCCUGCUGUAGCAAAGACGGGGUUCAGCACCUGAUCACAGCGGAAGUCGAGAAAGCAACUGGUCACGUCAAGGAGCGCUGCGCAGAGCUUUCACGGAUCUUGUUUGCAAACCGUGAGCAGCUUCUGUCUGAUCAGGCAGCUGCCGAGGCACAGAAAGCCCAGCUAGAAGCACAGCUGAAACGCAUUGAGGCAACCCGCAAGCUCGUCGAGGGCUUCCGUCCACCUUGUGCCCAAGAAGAGAGCGAUGACCUUCGUGAGGAGGAAUCGUCACAUGACGCUCCAACAGUUCCUCCAACAUCCGACGGGGAUGGCCACCCGGCCUUCCAGGACGACUCGGGUGUUGAAGCCAAGGAGGUGAGCUCCAGCUUGCCGCCGCUCAAGCCUCUUUGUGGGCAGGCUGGUACAACUCUAACGCUUGAGUGGACCGGGCCAGCAAAUCCACCAUUUGCUGUGUCUCUCGAUGGCAACUUUUGCUCGAAGAGUGGCAAAGGCUUAUUUAAUUCACCGCUGCUUCCUGAGACCAGCGCCACCAUGGAUGUGGAGCUGCAGAUGGAGCGGGGUGGUGCAUGGAUCACAUAUGCCCAAGCAUUCAAAGUGAAUUGCUCCACACGGUCUCAAGUUGAGCCGUCAUGCGGCCCCACCCAAGAAGAUGCACAGAUUGAGUGUACCCCGACGGCGAUGGGAGCACCUGUCUCCGCAGAGACGAAGGGAGGAAGGACCUGUUCUGUAGGUGAAGACAAAGACCUACCGGCGACGAAGACCCAAACUACCCUGCCUGCUCCAUCUGGCACGUCCGCGGAUGCAGCACUUGUGGAGAUGACGGCCUGCAUCGCCAACUCCACAGCGAAAGAGGACUCCUUCAUUGCCGACAUCUCAAUGAAAUUCGAACAUUGUGGCAGGAACAUCGCCAGAUCUGCUGACCAAACAUCGGUGGAACGGUCUCGAGGAGUCACUGGUGGAGUCUGCACGGGCGCCCCGUUGCAAAGGAAUUCCGCGGGUGGCUUUGAGUUCACGAUUCGUGUGGACAGGACCAUUCCCACAGGGAUGCGGUCUUUUGCUGUCGGCUUUUGUCGCGAGCUCCCCAAGCUAGAGCCUUCCGGACGGGUCUUCACUGAUGAUGGCGCUGAUCUUCCGGAUAGCUUGUUGGCCGGCUAUGACAAGCGGCAGGCAGCCGCCGUCAUCAUCGACGGCCAGCGUCAGCAGACCACGUUGAAGUGGAGACCGUUGCAAGAAAUCCGGGAGCAACAGCUCAUCCACGUACAAUGGACCCGUCUUGGCUCUUUGAUUGUGUCCGUAGAUGGCGAGGUCAAAGUGGACCAUGCAGUGUCCCUGCCACCGAAUCAAGUGUAUCCCCUGGUUGACAUUCAAGGGCGUGUGACAGCGGCUUCGUUUGUCAUCGUGCGCAGGUGA